Gigantopelta aegis is the source of this 566-nucleotide messenger RNA. RefSeq names its product signal recognition particle 9 kDa protein-like. Gene Ontology annotation, cellular component: signal recognition particle, endoplasmic reticulum targeting. Bases 103 to 339 code for a protein of 78 amino acids. The record is from RefSeq and is a predicted model, not a curated record. Gene Ontology annotation, molecular function: 7S RNA binding. Lineage: Eukaryota; Metazoa; Mollusca; Gastropoda; Neomphalida; Peltospiridae. Gene Ontology annotation, biological process: SRP-dependent cotranslational protein targeting to membrane; negative regulation of translational elongation. The transcript has 3 exons.
AAAAAUUAGUUGCUUUUGACUGACUGAAACGUUAAUCCGUGAACAGAUGGUUAACUUUCUUUUGGGACGUUUCACAAAUUUCGUUAAGACGUGUUUAGGAAAAUGACAUACCUCACAACUUGGGAAGAAUUUGCAAAGGCAGCGGAAAAGCUAUAUUUAAUUGAUCCUACUCGGUGCCGAUUUACAAUAAAAUAUCGCCAUUGUGAUGGAAAGCUUGUUCUGAAGAUGACAGAUGAUAGAGUGUGUUUACAGUAUAGAACAGAACAUGCUCAGGAUGUGAAGAAGCUAGAGAAAUUGACAAGUCAGUUGAUGAGGCAUAUGGCAUCAAAGGAAAAGUGAAAACUAUUUAGCUGGAAAUGAAAACUCAUGAUGGAUUGUGCUAGAAUACAUCCUACUAGUAUUUUGAGUAUGAAGGUGAAAUGUGCAAUGAAGACAAAUUCGGCUGGAAUUGUUAUCAGCAUAUUCAGUUAUCAGUAAAUUACCAAACAAACAUGGUAAAAGCUUUUUGUUUUCUUCUCCGUGUAUUACAGCAUUUUGACAUUUGUAAAUAAAUUAUUUAAAAAUUA